Dunckerocampus dactyliophorus (ringed pipefish) is the source of this 5103-nucleotide messenger RNA. RefSeq names its product zinc finger protein OZF-like. NCBI's taxonomy places the organism in Eukaryota, Metazoa, Chordata, Actinopteri, Syngnathiformes, Syngnathidae. The transcript has 2 exons. The coding region runs from base 28 to 1491 and encodes 487 amino acids. Gene Ontology annotation, biological process: regulation of transcription by RNA polymerase II. Gene Ontology annotation, cellular component: transcription regulator complex; PcG protein complex. The record is from RefSeq and is a predicted model, not a curated record. Gene Ontology annotation, molecular function: DNA-binding transcription factor activity, RNA polymerase II-specific; RNA polymerase II cis-regulatory region sequence-specific DNA binding.
GGUGAUGACGCAACUGCACACUAAUAGAUGUUAAGCCCUAAAAACGGCCACAUGAAAGACGAGAGACGUCUUCCCCCUGAGCAGCAGGAUUGGAACUCCAGGAUGGAACACAUUAAAGAAGAAGAGGAGGACAAUGGUCCACAACUCCCCAGUAUUAAAGAGGAAAAGGAGGAGUCCCGGUCUCCACACAUUAAAAAGGAGGAGGAGCCACAGCUCCUCAACCUUAAAGAAGAAGAAAAGGAGCCACAGACCCCCCACAUUAAAAAGGAAGAGGAGGAUCACAGCAUCAGUCAGGAGGGAGAGCAUCUCGAAGGCCUGGAGGGGUUCCCAGUGAUUGGUGUCGCUGUGAAGAGUGACGAUGAUGAAGACAAAGGUGAAAGUGAGGAGAAGAGAGAGUUGGAGCCUCCAAGCAGCAGCUCAACUCAACACAUGACAACAGAAGCUGAUGGAGACCACUGUGGAGGAUCACAAGCACACAACCUCUUAGCUCCACUAUCAGAUAGUGACGACAUAACGUCACACUCUUCUGACACUGAUGACGAAGACUCGAAUGCUGAUAUGACAUGUCACACUGACAACACACGCUGGAAAUGCUCUCAAUGUGACAAAACUUUUGUUAGCAAGGGAAAUCUGAUAAGACACCGGAGACUUCACACUGAAGAGAAACGUUUUCCCUGCUCAGUUUGUGGUAAAACAUUCUUUCUCCUGUCAAAUUUGCAAGUACACAUAAGAACUCACACUGGAGAGAAACCUUAUCCUUGCACGGUGUGUGGGAAAAGAUUCUCUCGGCGGUCGAAUUUGACCAGACACACAAAAAUACACACUGGCGAGAAAGCGUUUCCAUGCACGGUAUGUGGUAAAAGAUUCUCUCGGCGGUCGAAUUGGAACGCACACACAAACACACACACUGGAGAGAAACCUUUUCCUUGUACAGUGUGUGGUAAAAGAUUCUCUCAAACAAGUGAUUUAAAAAAACACACAAGACUACACACGGGAGAGAAACCUUUUCCUUGCACGGUGUGUGGUAAAAAAUUCACCCGAAAAAGUGAGUUAAAAAGACACACAAGAAUACACACUGAAGAGAAACCUUUUCCCUGCACGGUGUGUGGUAAAAAAUUCUCCCAAGCAAGUGAGUUAAAAAGACACACAAAAAUACACACUGGAGAGAAACCUUUUCCUUGCGUGGUGUGUAGUAAGAGAUUCUCCCGGCAGUCACAUUUGAAAAGACACACAAAAAUACACAGUGGAGAAAAACCUUUUAAUUGCACAGUGUGUGGUAAAAGAUUCUCUCAAACAAGUCAGUUAAAAAGACACUCAAAAACACACACUGGAGAGAAACCUUUUCCUUGCAUUGUGUGUAGUAAGAGAUUCUCUCGGCGGUCACAUUUGAAAAGACACACAAGAAUACACACUGGAGAAAAACCUUUUCCUUGCACGGUGUGUGGUAAAAGAUUCUCUCAAACAAGGGGGUAUAAGGCGAAGCGAGUUUAGUGGUUUAGCAAGGUGUGUUGAGUGGAAAGCCGGGUAUGCCUGUUCAACGAAUGGAGCUGUGUUUUAAAGCAGGGUUUAUCACCGUGGUAACUUAGGCUAAACUCAUAACCUGGUCCUGAUCAGUUUAUGUAUCCAGACUUUCAGCUUAAAAUCACCUAUGAAAGUGCCACUUUUUCGCUGUUUAACUGAUUUGGAGAUGGUGUCAUUAUUUAUUGAGAAUCCGGUGGACCUGCGAGGAAGAAGCUCUCAAGCAGCACUGUGAUGACAAGAUUUUCAGCCGAAGAAAUAUGCAAGAUAUGCUCACUUUUUGAGCCACGCGUCAGGAAUAAAAUGCAUUGUGAAAUAUUAAUUUGGCCAACGUUAGCAGAUGUGUAUGGCACAUCAUUCCUUGUGUGAGUACUCAGUCAGUCUGUUGGUCUUUUUAUAUUACAAUAUUUGCUGGAGGAAUAGUCAAUCAGAGGCAUCAAUCAACUGCAGUGAAACCCUUCUUUAUUUUAACAAACAGGAAAAAGUUGCCACAAUGGAAAAGUCGCCACAGAGCACAACACUGCUACCUAGUGUUCACCACGAGGUACAGCAUUUCUCAUGAGCACACUGAUGCAACUCAUCAGUCGACCUAGUACGUAUUUGUCGCAGAUAAUGAGUAUAAUUAAUGAUUUCGCUUUGAUAUGGCCAAGAAUAAACAGAUCUGUGUUUUACGUAUCGGGCAAUGUAAGGCUGGGUGAUAUUGACCAAAACUCAUCCCGAUAUAUUUAGGUUGAACGUCGAUAUACAGAUAUUAUCAAGUCAAAGCCAAAUAUGCGUGCAAAGUUGUUUUAUCAAAAUGUUAAAAAUCUGUUCUAAAAAUAGCGGCUAAAAUAAAAUAGUCCAUUCUCUUUUUGAAAUAAAUGUUGCAAAAGUAAAAUAUAAUCUUCAAAAUUGUUUAUAACAAACCUUUAGUUAUGCUGAAAUCCUCAGCUAAUACCAAAAGAACAAUACACUAAAUCCCCUACUAACGAACAUCCGACGUGCGCACAUUCUGAGAUACGAACACAAGCCGACUGGUCUAUAUUUUCAUGUAUUUUGCCUCAUAAGCCCAUAUUUAUGCGGCUACAUGUUUAAAAAGCAAGCUACAUGCUUGACCAGCAGAGGGCACUGUGACACUGCUAAUGGGGCCAACAGCGGGAGGAUAGAAGGGGGAGGAGAGAGAAAGCUACAUUUUAGCUCUCUGAUACAACCCGGCCAGUGCGUGUGAUUAAAGUUUAUGAAGCGUUAAUAGGCCUGCUUAAUUCCACAACACCCACAGAACACUACCUCUUUUAGAAGAGUCUAACGACGAGCUUUUAGGUAAACAUUUUUUAAAAGACAAGCAUGUCCUUAUUCCUUAACCAUUAUGUGCCAGGAACACCAACCUGUCAAUUGCAUCAGGCUUACCAACUGUCUGUCUGACUUCCUUGUACAUUCGUGAUGGAGCUUCUCAUGCUAAAUAAUUGUGACUGUGAAGCUCGUUGGACAUCGCAAGUCCAUUGUUUUCAGCAGGUUUUCAAAUAUGUUUUUUUCCACCGUUGGAAUGGCGACCAUAUCUUUAGCAAUAUAAUAGGACGCCGUUUUAGUAAUAGCACACCACUUGGCACUUUUCCUUUCAUUAGUAAUCCAACAGGAAAAAGAAGCAAGCAAUGAGCUUUGUGUUGUGGCAGGAGUUUAGUGAAGUAGUUUCAGCCUGCAGCUUCACACACUCGUACUGCAGUUUUUGCCAAGUUUAAAGGUGGCGAAAAAGAUUGUAGUGCUUCCGCACUUGACAGUCUCUUUUUCCAAGUGCCUCCAAAUUACUGAGCAACUGUUUUUUUCUUUUCUGACCCGUUCCUCCACCGCAGACGUCACUUCCUUCAUGUCUAUUGAGUGGGGAGUGAUGAGUGAGACCUCUGCGUCAAGAGUUACAGCGCAAAUCCAGUCUAUAUUGCUAUGAACUAUCUGCUUGUUUUUUAUAUCAUGCUUAAAAGAAAUAUUGAUAUAUGAAUAAUAUUGAUAUAUCGCCCACCCCUAGGACCAUGUGAGUCACGAGCUGUCAAAAAAGUCUUUAUUGUCAUUGUGCAGAGACAGUAGAUUUGCGUGUUCAUCCCAACACAGUAAAAAACAACAACAAAAAACAUUAAUAGCCUGCGCACACUCAGCCUCGCUUUCAAUAAAACACACACACAGUAAAAUAUGAAAACAACAUAGACGUCAUUCAAAAAUGAAAAGGCAGUUGUUUUCUUCCCUCGCUGUAUUGGCGGCGACAGUGUUGCUUUUUGGCAUUGAUAAUCUUUUUGAACUCCUCAUAAUGCUUCAUAAUAAUUACUUUCUCAUCUUGUGUAAAAUACACCGUCUGGGAUCGCUUCGUUUUUGCACGGAAGUAGAAUAAUAUGACAUCAAACACCCCCUUUUAUGUGAACGCGCACUGAGCACAAAGCCGAGAACCAGGCUUGGCAAAAUGAAGUUGAUAACCACCGUCGUGGUACCGUUUAAUUGUGUUUGGGGAAUUUAGGUUUUGUUGAGCUGCAUCUUGAGUGCAAAGCCUGGUUUUGCUGAGCCACUUUUGCAGGAUAUCUCCAAGUGAGUUAAAAAGACACACAAAAACACACACUGGAGAGACAGCUUUGCCCAGCAUGCUGUGUGGUAAAAGAUUCUCUCAGCGGUCACAUUUGAAAGAAGACACAAGAGUACACACUACAGAGAAACCUUUUCUUUGCACGGUGUGUGGUUAAAAAAAAAAUUAAAAAAAAAUCUGUCAAACAAGUGAUUUAAAAAUGCACACAAGGCACUGGAGAGAAAACAUUUUCUUGCACGGGGUGUGGUAAAAGUUUCUCUCAAAAACUUGCUUUAAACGUACACGCAAGCACACACACUGGAGAGAAACCUUUUCCUUGCACGGUUCGUGGGUAAAAGAUUCAAUUAAAAAGUGAUUUAAAAAACACAAAAGAGUACACACCGGAGAGAAACUACUUCUUUGCACGCCGUGUGCUAAAAGUUUCUCUCAGAACACACACCAGAGGAAAAAAAGCUUUUCUUGUUCCAACAUGUGGCCAGUCAUUCACAAAUUGUGCACACUUGACUGAACACAUAAGAAUCCACACUGGGGACUAACUUGAAAACUUUUUUUGAAUGGACGCAUCCCGCUAGAUUUCAAAGAACACAGUAAGAGAAGUAUGAAUAUGCAAGACAGUGUUACCCUUGAAAAAAAUAAAGUUGUGCAAAGGAACGACUUCUAAUGUUGCUAACUGACGUGAUGAAAGGUUUGCAGUGUUUGUUUCAUUUGCAGUUCUGAGAAUCAAAACAAGACAGAAGACUCCAGUUUUAGGGAGAAGGGGGCUCCGCCUGUUUGUUGAGUCACAAUUAAAUUGGGUUCCCAACAGCAACAAUGACGUGGAUUACCAGAACUUUCUCCUUAUUUGGAGUUUAGGCCUCCGUCUUUGUCCUUGCAGCCGGGCUUUUUGGGACGCGUAAGGGACACUUACUAAUGAAAGAAUGUGAGAAACGUAUUGUGUUAGCCACUCUCGUACAACCAUCAGGUCAAGUAUCAUUUCAACCUGGCCGUCUCUUAAAUCGAGUUGGGGGGUGGGGAUCAUGAUAUAUGUGUUUAUUUUGACUAAAUGG